AUGUGCUUGUUCAACGUCCCACUUAUUGGCAGAUUUGGUUACAGCAGCAUAAUUGGUCUCAUACCUGCAGUAGGAGACGCGCUCGAUUCUUUGCUGGCCUACAUGCUUAUCAGGAAAUGCUGUUCUGUGGAGCCUGGAUUGCCACACAAAAUCAAAAACGCCAUGUUAAUGAAUUUGGCCUUUGAUUUUUUCAUUGGGCUCGUGCCCCUCCUUGGAGACAUCGCUGAUGCUAUCUACAAAUGCAACACCAAAAACUACCUUCUACUAGAGAAGGAGCUCACCAAGAGGGCAGUACAAAGACAAGAAGGCGCUGGUAUUUCCAAUCCGGCAGCUGGCUCCAACUUUGGCCAGCAUUACGUGGAAUCUGAGGAACGGUAUGGGACGAAUACUCCCAGCGGACCGCCACCCAAAUAUACUUCGACCAAAAAGCCAAGGCGACCUGAACCGGCUUAUGAUCCGCGUGAAUCUGAAGGUAGAGGUGGUUAUUUUGGAGGCCGUCGGGAGGUGGAUCUAGAAGCUGGUGGAGAGCCUUCCAGAAACCAGGCCUUUAGAUCUCAAAGAAAUGCCUGA
Molecule: messenger RNA, 570 nt
Organism: Endocarpon pusillum Z07020
Lineage: Eukaryota; Fungi; Ascomycota; Eurotiomycetes; Verrucariales; Verrucariaceae
Exons: 2
Coding region: 1-570 (189 amino acids)
Source: RefSeq, a predicted model, not a curated record